AUGAGUGAACAGACACCCCGAGGCUAUAGGCCUCUUGCACCUCGCACCAGACUCCUCGGUGGUAGCGGAGGGGAUGGAGGAGAGGGAGGGAGUCCUGCUGGCGGGAAUGCACCAGAAGAGAAACGUAUGAGACGAGCAUCGACCGCUUGUACAGAGUGUCAAAAACGCCGAACUAGGUGUACCGGCCCACCUCAUUGCACCGAAUGCUCAACCCACGCCCGCGAAUGUGUCUUCGAUGAAGCUGCCGACAGACGCCGGAAGGCCUCCGCCAAGCGAAUCCAGGACCAAUUGGACCAUUUCCGCUCAUUUGUGGACGAUCUCAUCGGGCUCAUUCGAGACAGUGAUGGCCCGACGGUGCAAUUAAUCGUCAACACCAUACGAUCGGGAGCAACCCCUGGAGAGAUUCGAGACACUCUCACUCGGAUCUUGGAAGAUCACCAUCAACCCACCCUUUCAGACAUGCGCGACUCACACUCACACCUGAACCUAAACAUUACUCCAAACAAUCACAUGGGCAAUUACUUCAACCCCCUCGUUGAUUGA
Penicillium coprophilum is the source of this 543-nucleotide messenger RNA. Its product is annotated as Zn(II)2Cys6 transcription factor domain-containing protein. Bases 1 to 543 code for a protein of 180 amino acids. The record is from RefSeq and is a predicted model, not a curated record. Gene Ontology annotation, molecular function: zinc ion binding; DNA-binding transcription factor activity, RNA polymerase II-specific. The transcript has 2 exons. Lineage: Eukaryota; Fungi; Ascomycota; Eurotiomycetes; Eurotiales; Aspergillaceae. Gene Ontology annotation, biological process: regulation of DNA-templated transcription.